AUGGAGCAGAUCCUCCUGAAGGAUAUGUCAAAACACACUGAAGACAGAGAGGUGGUUAGGGACAGCCAACAUGGGUUCACCAAGAGCAAGCCGUACUUGACUAGUUUGGUGGCCCUGUACGAUGGAGUGACUGCAUCCGUGGACAAGGGAGGAGUUACGGAUGUCAUCUACCUGGACUUCUGUAAGCUUUCAAGCCUGUUGAAACGCAGCAUUCCUGUCAUUGCAAAGGUUAUUCAGCCGUGCGAACCGUGGCGGAUUCUGAAAGGUUACAGGCGUUUCCCUCCCCGGCGUGCACCUGUCGUCCUGCCGUUAGCUGUUUGCCGGCUGCCUUCGGCUGUAAGAUGGCACAUUGAACUACAGCCAUGGGCAAGUCCAACUCCUUCCCUCAGCUAUGAGGCCUUCAGGUUCCUCAAGUACAUCAGCACUUCUCAGAUUUCUUGUGAACACAUGAACCUGAACAGCCUGAAAGGGUACUCUGAAACCACAAAGAAGCCCUGGUCGGUCUGUCUUGACGAGAGGUUUAGCCUCAUUCAUCGAAUCAGAAGCAAGCAAUGCCGUCUCUAUUCCCUUGGGCUCGGCAACGAUGACAACCAGUUUGAGGUCAGCAUGGCCAACAGUGGAUGUGAGGUGCAUCGCUUUGAUCCCAGCAUCAAGUCAGCACACGUUCAGGAGGGUCGACACCUCUGGUAUCAUCGCCUGUCCAUUGACUGGAGGGAUCCCAACCCAGCCAUUGCUGCUCAUAAACUUCAUAGCAACACAAAGAAGCUGGGCACGAUAUUGAAUGAAUUUGGACAUCAGAAGAUUGAUGUCCUCAAGGCAGACGUGGAGAGCGCUGAGUGGAAAAUUUUGGAAAACCUGAUCCUGGAAGAUGUUGUUGAGCAGAUAGGACAGCUGGUCUUUGAGAUGCACAUCCAUUGGCCUGGGUUUGAGGUCAGCGGCAAUGACAGCACCGUGGUGCGGUACUGGUACAGUCUGCUCCGAGAACUGGAGCUGAAGGACUUCAGGCUUUUCCAUACCUACAAAGACUUAUCAAAACCACAGAUGUUUCUGAAAAAGGAAGCCUUCAAUGCCAGUAGCUGUUACACACUGAGCUGGGUAAAUACAAGAUGGAAAUAGCAGAAAGGAAAUUAUGAUGUGUGACUGCAAGCCAUCUGGCUCUGUGGUGUUAUUGAAGAGGACUUUAGCGUCACUGGCUAAAGUUACUAAAUAUGCAUACAGUGACUGCUAACAAAAUGGACUGGCUUUUAUUUUUAUAUGUUGUCAAAA
This is a messenger RNA of Cariama cristata (Red-legged seriema), 1266 nucleotides long. It is a transcript of the gene METTL24, whose product is annotated as methyltransferase like 24. NCBI's taxonomy places the organism in Eukaryota, Metazoa, Chordata, Aves, Cariamiformes, Cariamidae. The record is from RefSeq and is a predicted model, not a curated record. The coding region runs from base 1 to 1116 and encodes 371 amino acids. The transcript is spliced from 6 exons.